AUGUCUCACUCUGUUGACGAGGCAGAUAAAGAUUGCACGCAUACUCCCAGGAAGCUUAUUCUCUGUUUCGAUGGCACUGGAAAUGUGUUCAACGGGAACACUUCGGAUACCAACAUAGUUAAACUGUACGACAAGUUCGACAGAAAAGACCCUAUGCAGUACCACUACUAUCAACCCGGCAUUGGAACAUACAGUGCUGAUGGAGGACCAAUCAACAAAAGUUUCAUUGGCAACAUCAAAUCAAAGAUCUCGAAAACCAUUGACAGUGGUUAUGCCACCACCUUUGAUGCCCAUGUCAUCGCGGGCUAUCGCUUUAUCAUGCGAUAUUACAAAGAAGGCGACAAGAUCUACAUGUUCGGCUUCUCGAGAGGUGCUUUUACUGCUCGCUUUCUUGCACGCAUGAUUCAUGGACUCGGCCUGCUCUCUGAAGGCAAUGAGGAGAUGGUUCCAUUCGCAUAUGAUCUGUACCAGCAGUACGAGAAAGGACUGCUACCCGAUGCUCAGCAGAAGCAAGAGGAUCCUCCAAAGGAUACGGGGUCGAAGAAAGCAGCACCCACCAGCGAGGAACGUCAGCCUCUUCUUCACCAGGAUGACGAACCCGAUGAGCAACAGCUCAAGAGACAUAAGCUUGAAGCUUUCACAUCGACGUUCUGCCGUUUAGAAGGCAUUAAGAAUCAGCGUAUCAAAGUACACUUCUUGGGACUCUUUGACUGCGUUAGUAGUGUCGCAGUUCUAGACAGCCCCUUUGGCAAGGUCCCCAAAGCUGUCUCCGUCCUCGGAACCGCCCAUCACGUUCGCCAUGCAGUCGCUGUUGACGAGCAUCGCGUCAAAUUCAAAGCAGCUUUGAUGCAUCAAGACGUUAAGGAUGCUAAAGCGUUAAACGAAGUCAUCAAGGAAGUUUGGUUCCCCGGAAACCACGGUGACGUUGGUGGGGGUUGGCCUGCUCCACAACCCAAAGAACCUAGCUGGUGGCAAAGAUACUUCACAUCCGACAAGAACGGUAAGCCCUCUGAUCGGAGCCAAGAUCCCUAUCAGAUGAGCGAUGUGCCUUUGGCUUGGAUGAUCCGCGAAUUGGAGCAGCUAGGAGCAGUUGACGAUAAGUCGGCCAUCAAAUGGAACCCCAAGAAAGAUGGAUUUAAGAAGAGCUUCUUCAAGAAGAUCAAUCAAGCGUACGAAAGCCCCAUGCAUGAUACACUUACGGUAGGAGGCGGUUCCUCUUUCUUCAAGGUCAUGCUUUGGAAAUUCAUGGAAAUCCUGCCCUUUCAUCGUUGGGAACUGCAAUGGAACGCAGCGAAGAAUGCGUUUGGGUGGGUCUAUACCGCAUGGCCGUUGAAUUUGGCAUCGGGACGAGACAUUCCCGAGGGGGCGCUUUUGCACGACUCUCUCCUAAAGAGAUUAGCACGUGAGAAGCAUUGGAAAGCUGGAAGGGAGUCGAAAUACCUUCCAUGCAACAACCAAGGCGAUAAAGGGAAAAACAAAUCGCCAGAGUGUUUGCUGAACACCAAGUUCGACCCCGUGAAGAAACUCGAGGACAGAGGUGUACCGAAAACAAAAGACAUCGACUUCGAUGAGCCUGCUGGCAUCCACGACAUCUACACUAUCGAAGGUCAGAUCAAGUUUAGUGGCUGGGAUACUAAGCUGGUCGAACCAUAG
Molecule: messenger RNA, 1653 nt
Organism: Alternaria postmessia
Lineage: Eukaryota; Fungi; Ascomycota; Dothideomycetes; Pleosporales; Pleosporaceae
Exons: 3
Coding region: 1-1653 (550 amino acids)
Source: RefSeq, a predicted model, not a curated record